AGUCACAGCGGCGCUCCUCGCGACCUGUCAUCGUCGAAUCGAACGUACAUAUAAUAAAACGCGUUGUGUGUGUGUGAAGUAAAGCGAAGUUUGUUUUGUUCCCAGCCAGUGUUGUUCGCCAUGUCGCGAUUUGUGGCCGGUUUUAUAACAAUCCUCUAUGUCUGCGCGGUCUCAGGACAGCAGCAAAGAGGUCCACCAAACGACAGCAGCAUCAGAGUUGGGUCUGUCACUGGUGGCAGCUACCCUGAUGGCGCCUUCAGUAUUAACUAUGGAGACGGCAAGGGACCGAUGGUUCCCUCUUCAGCGAACGUGCCCCAGAGAGAAGAAGACCUCAGAAGACUGAAAGCGACAAACGACAGCAUUGCAGUCGGCGUGGUGUCUGGUGCUAACUUCGGAGACGGAGCCUUUAGCGUCAACCGCGAUGACAAUAAACCAGCACCAAAUAAUGGUGCAGCUGCAUACGACAGACCGAAUAAUGGAUACGACGGACCAAAUAAUGGAUACGACAGACCAAAUAAUGGAUACGACAGCCCAAAUAAUGGUCAAGGAUUUGCCUACGAUAACAACCAUUUAGGUGAUAGCCAGAAUCCUCCGUACUACGGAAAUAAAUACGAUAGGCGAACAACUGAAGCUCCGGCAUCGAACUCUGGGACAGAUAAAAAAGGGUUCUUUUCAACUGUCCGUAGUUACUUAUCGAAAUGGUUUUUCUUUUAAAUGUUAAAUGAUUUUUUGACACGUUUACUUUUAUAAAUAUAUUUAGUAACAAAUUGUGA
Messenger RNA from Helicoverpa armigera (cotton bollworm), 773 nucleotides. RefSeq lists its product as uncharacterized. The record is from RefSeq and is a predicted model, not a curated record. NCBI's taxonomy places the organism in Eukaryota, Metazoa, Arthropoda, Insecta, Lepidoptera, Noctuidae. The transcript is spliced from 3 exons. Bases 121 to 714 code for a protein of 197 amino acids.